Messenger RNA from Bursaphelenchus okinawaensis, 22275 nucleotides. The record is from the annotation of a GenBank genome assembly. Lineage: Eukaryota; Metazoa; Nematoda; Chromadorea; Rhabditida; Aphelenchoididae.
AUGAACACAUGUGGCUGUUCCCAAUGCCGAGCCCUGCGGGGCUCUCUAGACGAGGUCCGGCCUCAACCCGCGACAAUGCCUCGUUAUUAUGUUCCACAGGCUGACCGUGCUAGAACGCCGCCUCGACCCUGCGUUCAAGCAAUCAAUGCACGCAGUAAGUUGGAGUACGAUCGAUGGUGUGAGUUGCGACGAUCGUUCAACAUCAAAAAGCUGAAACGAACCAGAAGUGCGACUGUGGAACGACGAGUACGGUUUCAUAAUACUACGGUGAAGACGUUCUUCGGCGAUCGAACAAAUUCAGAUGGCAUUUUUGGAGAUCGUACGACUUCCGAAGAAGUAUUGAAGGCAAAAGAAGAGAUUGAGCUGCUGAAGGAGGUCGUACCGCGCUACAGAUCCGAGUGUAUACCAGUACUGCCAGCUCAUUCAGGUGAAUUCAAGUGGGUAUGCAACUGUACUAAUACUGGCUCAUGUACCCAUCUACAGACUAGUGCCAAGUCAUCUUGCUCUCAUUUGUGGCCUAGUCCAAGUUCUUCAUUGAAUUCAAGAAGCAGUAUGAAGAUCAGUUUGGAAUCGUACAUUUCCGGGCUGAAUGAUGACAAAAGGUACCGUGGUAUAUCUGAGAGGUUUUUGCAUGGUAAAUUUAGCUCAAAUGUUAAAAGCACCUCAGGUCAAAGUUUAUAUGACACGUCUACUCAGGAUUCGCCAGCUUCAUCUGAUCAGCGUUUUCAAGAUGCUUAUGAAUUUAACAGUAGAUCAGAACAAAAUCUUGAUGUCAAAUCAGAACAUAACCUACAUGGCUUAUCUGGUAGCGGCUUACUUUACGUUUCAGACAAUAAGCUACACUUUGUUUCUUAUGACAACUUACAAGGAAGCUCAAGCUCUUCAUAUAAAUCAUGUUUGGAUGUUCACUCUGCUAAUUCAUCGUCUUCUAGGCCUGUUAAAGUUGGUCAAAGUGGAAAAAAGUUGAAAGAGCCCGAGGGAAUUUACAGUAAAAUAAAGAAGGCUGAAGAUGAAGUUGGUAGAAAGUCAGAUAAAUCAGAAGAAUUCGAAGAUGUCUGGAUUCACCAAGGAAAAUAUGGCAUUGAUGAUUUGUUAGAUGAUCAAUAUGACAAUAAAAAGAGGAUAAUCAGAAGUAAAGAUGAGAAAACCAUUAAAAAAGGAGGUAAAGACGUUCAGCACGGCCUCAAAAUCAGCGAGAUAAAUGUAAAAACUUUUAAAAAAGGUACCAAAACUACACAUAAAGGCGACAAGACUUCCAAGAAAAGUUCAUCGAUGACAAGUUUGAAGAAUAUUAUAUUUGGAAAAAGUUCCAAACGCCCUUUGGCAGUUGAAAAGGUUCGCAGCAGUGUAUUAGCUGAUCAGAUACCUUCAACUAGUUCAACCUUGCCUAGAUUCUUCAUCUACCACACUACUGUUUGUUCAAGUUGUAGCCAAAAAGGUCUGUCAGAAUGUAAUCAUAGUGCUUCGAAGAACUUUCAGACCGAGAUUCUGGAUUCUUCUACGUCUUUAGAGACGGCUACACGGUUGUUUAAGGAUUCUGAAUCGAAUUUGAUUUGGGAUUCUGAAGUUAAUUUGGUUAGGAAUUCUGAAGCCAACUUAAUUCAAGAUUAUGAAGCGAACAAAAAAGUUUUGAAAAUUCAGACGAAAACAGGAUGUGCGACUUUACCUAAAAAUUAUAAGUCAUCGUCAGGAAAGAAUGUCACUUAUGCUCAUCCGAGUUCACUUUCUACCAAAAAAGGCCAUUUUGUUAUUGAAACAACACAUUCACCUGUCUCGACUAUUGAUUACGAUGAAGGUAUGAGUCACUCCAACCUUGUUUCAAGCCAAUUAAUUCAAUCGACAAGUCAAAAUAUGCAAUCAGCAGCUAAAGAUAAGCCGCUGACAAGCCAAAAACCCUCUAAAAAAGCCUCUAGUUCACAAAGUUUAAAUGCCUCGAGUUCUCAGAACUUAAAUGCCUCGAGUUCACAGAGUUUACAUUCCCCUAGCGAAGAUAUAUGGCGACCUCAGACCGAUCUCGGCGCAGUUGUAAAAAAGUAUGAGCUUAAUUCUAGUCACGAUUCCAUUGCUUCAGAAGGCACAUGUCAACGCAAACCCACUAAGAACCCAUUCAUUCGAACUUUGAACAAAAUGCGACAAGGCGUGCGGAACGUCUUCACGAACGAACGGUAAUGUUAUGAUUUUUUGACAUUUUCAAAAAAAUUUUUUUUCUGUAAAGUUUUCUUUUAAUUUUGCAUUUCAGUUAAAUUUACCUAAAAUUUAUGUUUUCUGCCUUGAAAAUGAAAAAAAUUUAAGUAUUUUUUCAUUUUUUUAUUGUGGGUUCUUCAAGCUUUAAAAUUUUAUUUUUAGGUAUUUUUUGAAAUUCGAAAAAUUGAAAAUUUUUUUUUCUAAAUUUAUAUUUUUCAAAAAAAUAAUUUUGUUUUCAGAAAUCCGAAUUAUAAUCAAGGACCAUCAGCGUCAGCGUCACACUAUGAAUACGAAGGACAGCCUUAUCAACAGGUAAAUAUCGUUUAUAUUUUUUAGGCUUGACUUUCUAAUAGGAACGACGUGUGUGUUAUAUGUCGCUUUUUAAGCCUAGGCCGAGAGUCAGGUGUAGUAUCAUAUUAAGCAUAACCUUUUUAUUUUUAAACUCAAAAAUUGAAUUUUAAAAAAUUAUUAGGUUGUUCAACUAACUCUGAGCCCCUAACCCUAAAAAUAUGAUUUGAAACGGGGCACAGGAUUAUUUGAAUAUAUUACGACGACUAAACGUAUGUUACAAUAUCUCAUUAUUUCAGGCCAGACAUCCACCGCCGAACAUGACUCGAUCCAUGAUCCCGGACUACGAAGAGGACGGCGAGUACGCCGAGAUCAAUGUGCGCUCACGUUCCAACGACCGUGAUGAUUCACAUCGAAUUCACCGAAAACGAGAGAGUAGGUUAAGCCUUUAGCACAAACAGCUGUCGCUUGGAGAGAGUAUAAUAUUACCUUGAAACUUGUAUUGGCAAGAUUAAUCGUUGUUUUUGAACUGGUUCUAAACAUUAUAAGCAAUGGGGGGGGAUCGGAGAGGGGAAACUAUCAUUUAUGAAGGUAAUGAAGAAAAAAGUUAGUUUUUUUGAAUAUAAAAAAAAAAGAUAUUGUUUUAGAGAUAAAAGAUUAGAGAAUAACAUGAAAUUAAAAAAUUUUAAAUUUGUAAAAAAAUUCAAAAUAUAUUUAAAAUUUUUUAAAUUAAAAAAAAAUUUUUAGUGAGUGCCCCAAUUUCACCAAAGACAGUGAAAUUCACCGACCAGCCGGGCUCAUCUCACCAUUUGGCUCAAAAUCAAGCUAGCGCCUUCCAACCUUUGGCUACCCAACGCCCUCAAAGAAUACAAGCUGCCCCUUUACCACCUCCACAGCGGAUUGGCCUACUACAACAACAAAUUGGGCCAAGCAACACGAAAAGACGUGACUCAUCUGACAAAGGCUACCCACAGACACCUAGUAGACAGAGCUCACAAAGUCAGAUUCCAAGUAGACAAAGCUCUCAAAGCCAGAUUUCUAGGCCGGGUCAUGGCGUAUUGGGACAGUCUGGUCAUGGUGGACAAGGACAAGUACAACAAGGACCACAUUCUGGCCAGAUUCAGCAUGCACAGUAUCCAUCACAAGGUCAAGCUCAGCAUGGUCAAUAUCCUUCCCAAGUACCUCAAGCUCGAAGUCAGCCGUAUCAGCAGCAAAGUCAAGGUCAAUAUCCUUCCCAUCAACAACCUUCAGUACCACAACAUCAGCGUGGAAUCCCAACCCAACAAGUUCAAUCACAACAACAAAGACAACAAGUUGCGCAACAUCCACAGCAACUUCAGCAACGUGGUCCGUUACAACAACAGGUUCUACAAUCUCUUCAACAAGGUCAUCCACGUCAAGAACCUGUUCAAAACGUGACCUACCGACCUCAGCCAACUUACGCCAAGCCCGACAAGUACAGAUUCCAGCCGAUUCAAACGAACCAGCCGCUUCAAAAUGAUUCUGUUCUGCCGUCGCCAGCACAAUCGAACAGAAUCUCGGCCGGAACGUUGGACGAAGCGACGAUGGACUUGUUGAGGAUAUCUGAUGCUCCAAGCACUGUAUCCUUCAGUUCCACGGCUAGGUUAUCUCCCAAUUCUGAUAUCUUGCAAAAAUCAGCUUCGACUAGUUCUAUGCACAAGGUCGUCAGAACUCCGGUGGGUUUUUUACGUUUGAUGGUUUUAGGAGGGGGGGGGGGUGAAAAAAAAUUUAAUUUCGAAGCUUCUUAAUUUAAAAUUUUUUCGACUUUUAAAAAUUUUAAGUUUUUUUUUAAAAAUAUGUUUUUUGUAAAGCUCGAGCCAGAGCCAAUUGCACUGGCGACGUCAAUUUUCAAACAUUUUUUAAAAAUCUGAAAUUUUUAUCAUGAAGGUUUUAGACAGUGCUGAGUACAAAAAUACAACUAUUUUUAUUUUUGGUUGCUGUAUUGUGGAGUACUGUAAGAAUAGGGAUCCGUUUUUUUAUUAUUGUUGGGUUACUGUAAUUACGACACAAGAUACGAAUUUUUACUACGGUAAAAUUAUACAUGGAACUUUGACUCUAACAUAAGAAAUACUGUAUUGUGGUCGUACUACACGAUAGUGAAGACGCCAUGUCUCUACAACUAUUCGUUAUGGAGAUAUAAAUUCUUCCGUAACCUUACAGUACUCCACAAUACAGCAACCAAAAAUAAAAAUAGUUGUAUUUUUGUACUCAGCACUGUCUAAAACCUUCAUGAUAAAAAUUUCAGAUUUUUAAAAAAUGUUUGAAAAUUGACGUCUCCAGUGGGAUCACGAUUUAUAAAAAACGUGUUUUAAAUUUAAACAAAUUUUAAUAAUUCCAGGACGGCGGAGUAAUGAAGAUCUCGAAUGCCUUUACUUGGGACGCCAACCGUAACCCGUCAAUCGACUCCACUCAACACGACACUACCAAGCGUACCACCAAAGAUGGUACUUCUGACAUUCGUCGAUCUCAAGCCCCAUCUCCACCAACUGCCAGAACGCACGAAACUGAAUUUUCAGCUCACGUCAAGUUCCCUCCAGUUAUCAAGACGACAGUAGAAGGUCAACUCAAAAUGGAAAAGUCGGUUGGUACUCAUUUAAGAACCGUGGACCACUCGAUUGCUCGUGCCUACACCAUCAGAGACACGACUACACAUUACAAGAUCAAGACUCGCCUCGGGCGGCGUGAGCUGAUUCUGGAGGAACAAGGCAAUGUUACAGUAGACGACUCGAAGGACGUGAGAAGUGGUGGUCAUUACAAACUGUCAGUGUUUGAGGAUGGGAAGCAAGUCGGAGAACAUGAAGCCGACAUCAAUGUGCCUGACAAUAUGGUGAGUAUUUUUGAGUAUUGGAUUGGAUAUUAUAGUAGACAUAGAAGUUUGCCAGUAAACGACGGAACAAACACUUUAACAUUUUUCAAUUUCGAACCGAAAACUAACUUAAUAUUAACUGUUUUACUGUGAAAAAAGAUAUUUUCAUAGAUUGACUAACAGCUUGCGGUACUAAUGAGCACUAUUUUCGAAUUUUAAAAGCCUAAAAUUUAUUUUUUAAUUUGUAAUUUAAAAAAAAAUUUUUAAUUUUAAAUUUUAAAAUCUAAUUCUUUUAACUUUUGAGUGCUUUUCAAGUUACUAUACUACAACUAAAAUACUAAUAUUAAUCUACGAAUUACUAAUAACCGGAUUAAUCAUUUGAUUAUAUCACGGUAAGUUUUACUUCUACAUUCGUUUUACAUCACUUUAUAUUGCACUUGGCACUUUUUUCUUUCACUUACAGUUCCGUCUUACUAUUGGCAAUCAGGGUGAUAUAGUAAGUAGGCAUUAGUUGCUAGUGAUAGUUAGGAUAUUGAGAGUUUUUUAAAACGGGUAUAGUUUACUAUAGUAAAAGGUAUGGGUUACUAUUGUAAGAAUAUGUAUUACUAUAGGAAAUUAAUGGGAUAUAUGAUAGGUAGGCAUUGAGUUACAUUGAGAAUUAGGAUAGUUACUACUACUGACAAUUAUGGUACUAUUUACCGAGUUAUUGCGCUAGCUUUGUAUUAGUUAUUAACGUAUAUAGGUUAAGCACUAGUUACUUUUAGCUAUCAUAAUAUCGCAUCUCUUUACAAACUGUAUUCUCAUGUCUUUUUUAGGCCAAACCCGACUUCUUGGGUAAGCUGAGCGAGCGUCUUCUGGCCGACAUUGCUUCGAUCGACGGCGACGAGAUUCUCGCUUCAACUCGUGUUGAGAUCGUCAAGAUUGAGGACGUAACAGAUAUAGUCAAGACAUAUCUAAUAGGCCACGGAGACCUGGAUGAAGACGUUUCCGAGCCAAUUGAAGCCAUAGAACCGCUAGAAAAGCAGGAUAUAAACCUUGUGACCGAGGGCAGAGCCAUCGAUGACACUAUUAAUAUUGGUCUGAAGCCGAAGAGAACAGAAUCCGACACGGAAAGUGUGGAUUCGAUCAAGCUCAAGAAGAAGUACGAGCCGGAAGUCACGGCCGACUGUGAUUUGCAUCGUACUGAAGACAGAUCCUCGAUCAAGAUCAUCUUCGCUGAAGCCAGACUAGCCGAACUGGUUUUGAUGAUCAGAAUCCAACGAAUCAAACCGAAGCCGAAACCGUUGGAGAAGGCCAACUACGGCCUGGAGAAGGAAGGCCAAGAGUUCAAGGGCGAGACCAUCAUUCGUCAGCUGAAGUCAUAUCCCAGCGACGAGGAGCCAGAGUCCCCCAAAGAGCCUCUGCCAAGCUCGUACGAACUAGUCCAGCCGGGCCAACUUCUCGAAGGCAACGCCGCCGUGGCUAGAGAACGGAAAUUCUCGGAGGCCGAAAGCGAAGUCAGCACGAUACAAGUCGAGCACGAACCCCCACCAGCUGCUUAUGACUUCGAGACGGCUGGAAGAAGGCUUGAGGGACAUUCCGUCUUCAGAAAACAAAAACGGUAUUCUGAAGCCUCGAUCGACGAAGUAUCGUUGCCUGGCGUCAGACAACGUGGCGGAAUCACGUAUGUGACAAUGAUCAAGAAAGAAGAUCACGGUCGCUUCGAACUGAUCAUGGAAUGUCCAAACGAAGCCACACCUUCGACCAUCAAGGUCAAAGAGAUUCCGGACCAACGUUACGAGAAUCUGGAGUACAUGAAGGUGAUUGAACGGCUGGGCGACAAUCAAGAAUACAUUGAGAAGAUCCUCAAGACGGCCAACAGUUGGAAGGGUGCGUUGAACGUGAACGAGAUGAACAUCGAGAACACCACAGUCAUGUUUGGCCUCGAAGGGGCUCAACGUAGCACAGACUCCACGGAGAUUACGCGAGCGUUCGGUCACUCGGCCGGCUAUUCCUUCAACACUCACGAGAUAUCGACCGAAACCUUCAACCAACAAAUCUGCAUGGAACGGCGCGAAACCCAUCUUCAGUUCGCGGACGCCGGCUCCAGCAUCAGCGACCGUCGCACGACCAGUGUGGCACAGAACGUGAUGGAGUUCACGGUGGAGAACGAGCACUGUUCCGUGAUGAUGGAGAACCGUGCGGCGGUGCAGGAACAAGUCCAGAAGGGAUGGGCGGACGAAGUGAGAGGUAGGUGGUCCAGUUGUUCUUCUCACGCUAUGCGUGCCUCGUACUCGGCCGCUCAGUCAAAUGGUACUGUGGCCGGCUUUCGGGCCGUCCAACAGCACCAAAUGCUGGGCGUCGACAGUCAGUCCGGUCGUCAGCGUACUAUUGUGCACGAACGGCUGGACGAGGGCAGUACGGCACGUGUGUGGCAUGCAGUGGCACCUUCUGAAUCUGUCGCUAAGCACUUUCUGUCUACCAGCACGACCUCUUCUUCUGCACCUGCACCGCCAGGCCAUUCUCUUUUUGAUGCGCACGCCUCCCGUUCCCUUUUUGUCCCCAAUCUGAAGACGCUUUUGCCUCCACACGCCGCCGCUCAGACCGUUCGCUCCGACGUGCCGUCCGCAGCCUCGACGCUGAAGGUGCAUAUCGAGGAGAAGGACGAUCAACAGACUCAAGUUCAACAAGUUAUUCAACCCAACUCGUCGCUGAAUCAGCAGAAUUCAUCGAUGAAUUCUUCGUUCAGUCAACAGAAUUCAACAGUGAAUCAGAAUUCAUCGAUGAAUCAACAAAACUCAUUGAUGAGUUUAUCGACGAAUCAACAAAAUUCAACUUUAAACCAGCUGUCACGAGAAAACCAAUUUUCUCGAAUCAUCAACGGUCAUACUCGCCAUUCAUCGUUGAAUCGAGCCAACGGUCGACCCUUGUCGUUCCACAACGAGUACGUUACUGUUGAUGCGAACGGCCGAAGAAGACAUGUUAUGGAAUCAGGCUCAGAAUCCUUUUCGACCUGUUCAUGGGGCUCUACAGGAUCAGCAUCGACCAGAACAAGUUCAGAAGUCCGUGAAACUCAAAGCGGUUCAUCGAGUUCGAGUGGCUUCGUGGACAGUCCAAAGUUUGAUGUGCCAGUCAACAGAAUGGCACCUUUUAGUGGGCCUGUCGGUCCUAUUUUUAAUGGAACCGUAGGAAAUGCUGGCUUCAAUGGACCACUUGGCAAUCCUGCUUUUAAUCGACCGGUUGGAAUACCAACCAUUCCAAUCAUCCCGCCAGGCCAAGGCGCUCAAGCAGCUCAACAGUUUAUGGAACAAAUGAGAAGAUUUCAACCGCCUGGGGCAAUGUUCAACUCACCCAACCGAAUCUUUGUUUGUACUACUGAUACCGUGCCGGAAGAGAAGGUACGACAAGUCCCAAUUGGUCGACAAAACUCGGAAGGGCCGUUCCGAGGCAGAAGUCGAUCAAGAACGCCGUGGAACGAUCGAGAAUCUUCAGUGUUCUCAUCCAGAGCUCGAGAAUCUUCAGUUUUAUCGUCACGAGCUCGAGAAUCUUCUGUAGUCUCUACCGUAACUGAAUCCGUUAAAGAGACCGUCACCGAAACUCGUGGCACGGAACGACGAAGAAGUGUGGUCUCGAUGGUCAGUGUGGUCUCCAAUGACUCGUCUAAUAUUCACCAUGAAGUUACUAACCACCAAACUACCCUUUAUAACCAGUUAAUGGCCAAAGCGGCAGCGAUGCAGCAAGAAUGCCACCGGCUGUUCUCGCUAGCGAAAAACAUUGAGCGCCAGUCCAGCUGGCAUCGCAGUACGUCAGUCGACCGAUUCGGAAGGGGUCCCUCGCGUUCCAUACCUGUACAUAUUGUUUCAGGCAGAGAACAUCGUGCCGCUUCGGUCGCUGGCGUCGGCACGUUGUACGAGAGAGAGAACGUUAGGUUACGGAGUAGUGUGUCAUAUGACACGAGGAGUAGUAUGUCACGUGACGUGCCGAUCAAUUUGAACAGACGCCCCAUCCAGAUUCCAGUUCAUUUGCUGGGAUCGGGAGCACAGACUGAGCAACGUUCUCAUCAUUAUCAGUCAUCGUUCCAACGUUCGCAGUCUGUCACGGCCCCUUCAACCCACUACAGUACCGUGAUCAAGUCGGCUACACAAGGAAAUUUGAAUAAUUUGGUUGGGUCAAAUUAUUCAUCGACAGAAAACGUACGGGAAUACGGUAACCAAAAUGAAUACGGUACCCAAAGUGAGUACGGUGCUAGAAGCGAAUACAGUACGCGAAAUGAAUACGGUACCCAAAGUGAUUACGGUAUUUACAGUGGAAAUACCGAGUCCGAAAAGGUUAAAGAACAAAGUAACGUUAAUGUUCAUUCUACCGUGCCCAGAGCUGCUUCAGAAUCUACCGUUGAGAAGGAGACCGUCAAUAUUACACAGAACAUUUCUGGUGGUUUACCUACUCAAAGCAACGUUAAUGACUUCUCAAAUGUCAAGGUUUAUCAAAAUGGUACUAGUCUGGGACAAAACAUACCAUCAUCAAGCUACAAUGAGCAUGAGAAGGAGAAUAUCAACCAGUCGUAUCAACAAUUGGCUACUCAACAUACCGCUUCUGUAGUUGAACGAGAAAUGGUGAAUGACAGUACGAAUGUUCAUCAGUCUUCAGUACCAGUCAACACAGUACCAAAGGCUUCUGUCGAAAGAGAAACUUAUUCUGAAACUCAACAGACUUCUGGAGUGUACGGUAACGUUCCUAGUGGUACUGUAACACAACAAGGAGGUGUCUACCAACAGCAAAGUAACUUUGGUCAACAACAAUUUGGUACUGUUGGUACACAAGGAUAUGGAAAUGGAGAAAAUGUUUACGAGAAAGAAACCGUGAAUCAACAGAGUACUGUAACAUCAAAUCAAGGUGGUAUUGGUCAACAGAAUGUACCGCAAACUGUUGUUAUUGUCGGCCAAUCUACACAGCCACAGACAACAUACGAAAAUGAGACUUACCAACAAGAGAGUCAUACGUCUGGUGGUACUGCUCAACUCGUAGGUAGUACUGCUGGUACUCUUGUUGGUACUGCUGGUACAAAUGCUAUACAAGAAGUUGAGAAAGAAAACGUACAACAAACCCAAAACGUUGCCCAAACGGUCCCAGUUGUACCAGGUGUACAAGUUGUCGAAAAAGAAACCGAAAAUAUCCAAGAACAAAGUCACGGUACCUACCGGCCGGCUACUGCUGCUACUGAAUCCCUUCAAGAAGCUACAGUUGAUCAAAGUUCUUAUCAGCAAACAUUUACUGAUCAAGGAGUAUAUCAACCAACAACUGUAGCUGACGCGUUUGAAAAGGCUGUAGAACAAAUCAGAUCUCAAGAAUUUGCUACGACUCACAAGAAUCCCAUCGUUCUUCAGACUGACCAACCGAAACUGGCUGUUUAUCAACAACAACAACAUAAACUUGAUACGGUAGUCAGUGAACGAGAAACAGAACAUGUACAACAACAUGUAACAUCGCAAAUUGCUGAUACUCAACCAGUAGCAACUCACGAUGCUGGUAAACUUCCAGUAGGAGCUCAUGAAACUGAUAAACAAAGAGUAGAAGUCUCUGAACAACAAGCUUCCGGGCUAGAUAUUCCUCAGAAUCUCCAACGUACUGUGUCUCAAGAAUCUGUCGCCGUUCAGCUAUCUGAAUUCGCAACGAGUGAACACGAAGCGGCUCCAGAAGUUGAGGAGAAGAUAUUCAGAAAAUCAAGAAGUAAAUCGAAGACUCCACUCACGGUGUCGAUGGAAGCCGAAGUCACAGCGAAUACCCAAUUCAGAAGCAUCAAGAAGGUGGCGGCUGAAGUCGAGCUGAACCUGGAAGAUGAAGAGAAGGCGAUGAAUAGUGUACGGAAGGUUACGGACUGGCUACAGCACAAGUCUAUCGAUGAGACGCCAGAAGAAGCCUUCGAACAUGUUCAAGAUAUCGAAACGGAUUCAGCUCAGAUGACGAUCAGUAUCGACGAUGCUCAAGCAUUGUACGAUCGUACUCAAUCUGAACGGCGCUUCCAAGAGCUACAACAGCUACCAGAAGGCCCAGAAUCCUUUGAAUUCACAACUCACGAUGUGGAUAUGAAGAGAUUCGAACAAGCCAAUCUGGCUUCACUUACCGUGGAGAACGUACGCAACGUAGACAGUACGAAACAAUCAAUGGGAGCAGCUGAAUUCAGUGCUACAGACGCGGAAACCUCUAUUCAACAUCCAGAAACUUCUGGUGAUGCCAACGUAGCACUUCCUGACCGUUCCCAACCCGUAGCUGUGUCGUCAAGCGGUCUUGUAGCCGUCUACCCUGAAGUUGUACCAGCACCAGCUGCUCCAGGCCAACUUUAUACCAUUGAUGAACAUGCUGUUGUAGCACCAGGGCCUUCUGAUGCUUACACAACGAAAGAAGUUAAAGGUACUCAACGAUCGGAUUCUGGAUUCAGAGAAAGCACGGUAAUCUCAAAGCAAUCAGAUGAAGUGCCAGCACCACGAAGACCGACCCGAAUCAGCGAAAGUCCUACAGAAUUCUCGUUCGCGGAUUCUCUGAAUCUCGAAUCCAGAAGGGCACAGUCAGAAUAUAUCGACCGACGUGAGAGUGUUGAUGAAAGUCUUGUCACGACAUCUGGAGUAGUAUACCCUUCGAUUGAAGCCACCGACCUUCAAGAGGAAUACUCCACCGACACGGAACAAGACGUCGACACCCUACUGACUACGGUAAACCUGAAUAAGAUUGGCGAUCAUUGCUACGACUACACAGAAUCCGACUUUUCGAUUCCUGUAGAAUAUAAGGGCUUUGAGAGCAUCAAAGCGGCCGAAUCUAAGGAAAUUGGCCGUGGAUUGACAUUGGAAAGCAACAUGACGGAUUCUGCCAUCAGCGUAGAGACCUUGACUACAAUGUCGAGAGAUGAAAGUCUACAAUUAUCGACCAGUCACGCCAAGAAUGACGAGCUACAGUACCAAACCUCGUUCAAACAGGCUGAUGCUAAAGCUAAUGCAGCGUCACUUCAGCGUGACAAGUCUACAGAAGCCAUAAACAAAGCUGUAGCGGAAAGUCAAGAGACUUCAGUGUUCUUGGAUCACGAUGGUGAACUUCUGGAAGCCAAACAACAGGCAGAAGCUGUUUGUAAGAAUGAUAAGCGUGAAGAAAGGAACAAACUGAACACAAAGUCGGCUACAGAAGAGAAUGUAACCGAGAAUAUUAACGCUCAACACACACCGUUCCCAGAAACAGUUGAGAACGUUCAUCGUGAACGUCGAAGUGCUUCGGAACAACGAUCGUUUUCUGUAGCUCCUGACCAAGUUACUGAAACAACGUUGAACAAAGAUCAAGCUGAAGGCUCUUGUGACGUUACAAAACAAGAUUCUUAUCGUGAACAGUCUGUAGGAAGAUUCAAUGAGUAUUCUGAAGUCAGCGUGACUACAGGAGCGAAUCUUGAAAAUAUUCGAAAAACUCCUAUUGCCAGACUUGCUGACGUUGAAUGGAAACAUCAGGAGGCUCAGAAGACUGAACUGAAGACUCAACAUGCUACAGAUGAAGUUCAUGAACGAUCAACUCAAUUAUCACGGUCUUCUGAGGCUACUGAACGUGUUGACAUGACAAAGACGGACAAAUCAACAGAAAGAGUCCAAUUGUCUUCUCAACAAUCGACCGAGAACUCGCUUGACUACCAAACCAGUCUAAAAGUAGCUGGAGAGAAAGCGAAUACAGAAGGCAGGCUACGCUCUCCCAGUCAAGAACGUGCUGACAUUACUUGUACGGAAAGCCAAGAAGCGGCUGUGAAUUUGUAUGAAACAAUUGAAGUUGUGGAUGCUGUAGGUCAUGCUGAUGCUGCAAUAGGCUUAGAACAACGCAAAAGUAAUCAACUGUACUACAAACCUGCUACCGUGGCUCCGGAUGUGCACGCUGCAGACACCAUGCACGUCGGCGGAACCGAAGAGACGGCGGAACGUGUGGAGGAGGCGCUGGCCUUAAACGAAGCAGCUUUAGAUAACGCGACUAACAGAACUACCGUGUCUGACCGUUUGUCCGCCCAAACUUGUGUCUCUUCAGAAGAAAACAGAAUCCACGAAAACUACACUCAACUACAACAAGAUCGGUCAAGAACUGAAGUUGAGGAAGAAAACUUCAACAUGACAUCUACUGGAGGUUAUGUAGAUGAUGGCCGGUCUAAGACGACAGAAGAGAAGGAAACAUACGAGUAUAAUGAGAACGUAUCUGGAGGUGCACCAGGUGCCAGAACUGUGAUUGAAAAUGAGAAUUAUAAUCAAAACGAUGUGAUCACUGUCUAUGACAAGAAACCUGGCAGUAAAACGACAAUCGAAACAGAAACCUACGAGUAUAAUGAGGGAGGCGAGCUGAUACCAGUAGCACCAAAAACGAAAACUGAAGUCACAACGGAGAGAGUUGAGAUUAACGAACAAGGUGGUGUACCUGUGGUACCAGUUGCUGCACCAAAAACAACGAUCGAUGAAGAGGUUGUUAAGUACGAAGAAACUGUUACCAAAGUGCCAGAGCAAGCUGUGAUACCAGAAGUACCAAAAGUAGAGCCUGUUCAACCAAUUCAACAUCUGGAAGAAGUACCAGUCUUAGAAGAAGCCAAGUUGGUUGAAGCCAUAAAACCUGAUGAGCUAGUCCAAGUUCAAUUUAGAAUUCAGCCGAAAGAGAAAACAGAAGAAGCUACAGUACAACUGAAAGAUGUAGUCGGCGAGAAGGCUACACAAGGUUACAGUCACGAUAAGAAAGAAUCCGUCACGGAGUUGAAGCAAAAAGAAGCUGACGAAGCUGUCUCAGCCGUCAGACCUGAAGCUACAGUAACCACACAGUUGGGUACGUUCGUAGUACCCUCGGAGAAGAAUCUGAACGAACAAGUGACCUUGUACAAGACGGCUUCGGCCGAAAAACUGGACAAAAAGUUGCCAGAAGUCAGUAGAAUGGAAGGGUUGGCUAACCUGGCAGCUUCAAAAGAAGAGGAUGCUCAAAUCAGCACGAACAUCGAUAAGGCUCCGUACGAAGAGAUGACUGAUAUGACAAGAUCAGUAUACAUAAAGGAAGAUGCUGGACUGAACUCAAAAGCUGCCGGAUUCGAAGAGAAUUGGCUGACAUCGUCGAUCGAUCAAGAAGAUGAAACAGAAGCCGCUCAGAAGCAAUUCAAGGAUAUCAACGAAGAGAAGGUUGAUAAGAAGGCAAAGCCGGCUGGCAACGAACAAGUCGGCUACAUUUAUCAAACCAAAAUCAUUGAUAAAGAGGAAAUGGCAGACAAAGCCGUGCCAGUCCACCAAGAAUCUUCGUCUGCUUUGAACGCCAAGGCUGUAGAGGAGAAUGCUACACAAAUCAGCCCAGAAUUCGGCCGACAAGAAUCGGAAGACAAAGCCUACGUUCAUCCUGUAAAGCCCGAAGAUUCAGAAGCCAGAAACUUUAAAAUUCAAGAAGAUCAAGCAGCUCAGAAUCUUGUCAAACCUGAUCAGUCUGAAGCCACAACUUCUUUGCGGCCGAUCCCUACGAAGGAAGAGCUUCAAGCAUCGUUCAAACAGUACGGUGAUGCUCAAAAGAUACUCACUACUAGUUUCACCAAAAUUCUACAGAAUCCGGACUGGACCCUCGACGAUGUUACCCUGAAGUUCAAUGAGUAUUUAACUCAUAUAUUCAACACACCAGCUUCUACAGACGAAAUGAAGGAUUCGGAGGUAGCGUUGUCAGCUACUGAACAAGAUGCUUUGGCCAAUAUUCUGAGACUUAUUGCUAAUGAAGAUAACAUUACGUUUGCCACGAAAGCAGCAUCAGAAAUCGCGGCAGCGUUAAACUCAGCGUUGACUGCAAAACCGUCAGAUAGAUCGACCGGAAUUAACCUUCAGUCCGACCGAAAAGAAGAACUGGAGAAGAAAGUGAGGGAAAUGGUCGAAAACGUGGCCAACCUCAGUCAGAACUACAAGCUGGUCGAUCAAGAAAGCCUGAUUCAGAUCCUACUGGCUGACGCUCCGUGGACCAAACACGGCCUUCAAGCUAAUGCUGCGACUCUUGAAGAAGCCAACAUUUCUACCGAAAUAAAUCAACCGGUCGAUGAAGGGAAGGCCGAAAAAGCACGACCAAUUGUGAACGAAGCACAAGCACCUAACCUCAACCUGAGUGACGCCCUAAUCAAUGCGGAUUCACAUUUACUUCAAAUUUCAGACAACCAAAUCGCUGAAAAAACAAAUCCUGAACAACGAACUUCUACCGGAGAGUUAGUGACUCCAGAAUCCGGUCACGAUGAGACAUCUUUAACCGCCGAAUGGCUAAAAAUCUCGAAAGAUCGACAGCAACGUGCCGAGACCGCCUUCUCGGACAAGAGUGAUACGGAAGAGGUGGAGAUAAGACUUGAAGAACCUCAUGAAGCGUUGGGUGUGGGUCGGAAGUUCACGAAAGAGCUGCAGCGGUCUGAGUCUGGCACCAUAAUGCCUGCCCAAGAUGAAGCUAAAGUGUCGUUGAGUUUAGAAGCCAGUCAGGAGAAGGAAGACAAGCGGCGGAGACGAGAAGAGAUCAUUGAGGAUCUCGAGACCUUGUCGCAAACCGAAAUGAAGGGCCGGAAGCCGUCACGAAGAACUGAAAUCAUCACUGAAACCUUUGAUCAAAGCUCAGAAUCGAACGCUUUGAAGAGGAGAGACGGUCGAUCAGUAGCUCUGACUAGAGAAGAUGGUCAGCCUGGUGAUCAACUUGGUUGGGGAUACAAUAUCAUUGUUGAGUACCCAGGAAGAAGAAAGGUCAUCGAAGAAACUUGGGAAGAAUGGAUGACUGAAGAAGAACGACGUGAAGCCGAACGAAAGAGACGUCAGAUCAUCGAGGAAGAAGAGAUCAUUAACCGAACUGACAGUUCCUCUCAACUGCCAACUCAAAAAGGCCGUAAAAUUAUAGAAGAAGAAACCACGGAGCAGAUUGACGAAUCUGGAUUUACUGGAGCUGCCCCAGGGAAGAAACGCACGAUCGUCGAGGAAACAGAUGAAGUCGAAACCCACGAUGUUGAUGAAACUGCUGCUACGGUGAAAGUUAGCCCAGUAGAACAACAAAUCGAGUCAGCCAAGGUUGUGACUGUCCCCAACGUCAUGCCAGUCCAGGCAUUCCAAGCAGUUCACCCGAGUGAUCAGACCGUGAAGCUCACCGUGGACAUGUUUGGUAAGACUGAAAAGCCUGUAGAAGCAGCUACAGUAAGACGAGUGAGCAAUGUCAGCGAACUGACAUCAGCGAUGGAAGCGGCCGAAGAGGACAGUGCCUUGUUGAUCGCUGAUCUCAAAGCCAAAACAAAGUUAAUCGAGGAAGCCGAAAAGAUCCUGGCGGCUUCAAAACAACACGCUCCGUUAAAGCUGGAAACCAACGAAGCUACUGAAGAAAACCUGACUACAAGCAACGUCUGGGAUCGUCCUGAGAAUUCUGAAGCUACAGAAUUGUCACGAAUUAUUCCACGAAGUUUGGAGCCUAUGGUAGCUAAGAUGCCUGAAUCAAAGGAAGAGGCACGUCAAGUUGGCUACGUUUACGAGAAUCAAGAAGUUGUGGAACAGAACGAUGUCACGUUGAAGGACAAAAAUUACGCUGGAAAUCUGAUUCUGAAUUCGAAGUUUGCAUCAGAAGAAACAAAGAACAGUGCCGUUAACCUAAGUCGACAACAACAACUUGAGAACAUUCGGUCGAAGCAGAUCGAGAAGGUCAACGAGAAGCUGAAGCUACAGAUUUUGGAGUCGAUUCACGAAAACACUGCCAUUAAUUCUACCUUCAACACUCAGUCCUUGAUUGAGCAUGUCAUGAAGGCUUUUACCUGUCCAAAUGUCAACGAACCAAUGACAAAACGGCUGUUGGAGAGUACUCACGUCUACGAUACUGUAAACUAUGCUUAUGAACGGAAGAAUGAGAAGAACGAAACCGAGAAGACGAAUCAGAUCCCAGAAGUCGCUCAACCUUUGGUUCUAAACACGAAUGCUUCUGAAGAGUUUGAGUUGGAUGUUACUCGAGAACUGUCUCGUGACAAUCAGUUCAACAACAAUGACAUUCUGUUGAAAUGUGCUAACAAGUUACCCGAAUGUGUGCUUCAUACUAAAGCGUCUACAUCAAGAUACGCCAUGUUGUCUAACAACCUACAACGUGAGUCUGAUCGAGCAACGGCCGACACCAACAUUAUUCUGGCCAACACUCAUCCGUCCGAAGUCAAGAAGACGAAGGAAGCCGGAGAUGAGAAGUCGCUCACUCAGAUCACCAAAAACAACGAAGCCGAGAAUCUGGAGCACGACAAAACGGUCUGGCUGGCGCGGUUCGGCGGUGCCUUCCAACUUAAAACAGACGCUGCCGAAGACAUUGAGCUUAACGUUUCGCGUGAGAUUGAUUCUGAAGCGCCCAAGCACUUAACUCUUAAUCAUAUUGUUAUCACAGGCAACACCGAUGCCACCCAGCUCGAUUCUCUUCAAAGCGGCAGCGACGAACGAUGGCUACAGUGUCAGUUCCAGAAGUCGGAGGAAAGAGAACGAAUUGAUAAGCUCGAGAAGGCCAAACAAGAACAGCAACAUCAUGGUCACUUCUUGGAAAGUGAACAUGAAACCUUGGUUUAUAACACAGAGUUAAGACGACAAGAGGAAAAAGGAGAGAAUUGCUACAAAAAAGUCAUUCCAAAUGAAGGCAACAACGUUUUCCUACUAUCUAAGGCAUCAAAAGAAGAACUGCAAGACAAACAGUUUGAGUUACAAAGUGGUAGACCAUCAGAUCUCAACGAGAAUAUAUUGUUAAAGGCUGUCAGAGAUAUCGAGCCAUCAGUUCUCAACACUCCAGAAGCCACCUUCUACGUCCUCACCUAUUCGCAUGAAUUCAGAAGGCCGGAAGAUAUUGAUCACAUCACAAAGAUUCGUCAGAUUCCAAACGAAACCACGCCUUCUGACCUGAAGUGCAAAGAAUCGACCAAUAUUGUCGAGAUCACCAACUUCAAGUACGACAGGAAGGAAUCGAACGAAGAGAAAGGCCACUUGGUGUACAUCAAACGCUUCGGCGGAGUGUUUACAUUGAACACGGAGUAUGCAAGUGAAGAUACGGCUACAUUCGACCGUCCUCUGAGUCGUGACAAUGAUCUUCGUUCUGAAGUUGCACGGGUAUUCAAAGCAGUCAAUCAAGAUCAACCGAUCGUUUUACAAACAAAACAGUCUACCGAAGUUGAUACUGUACUAGGCUGUUCACUGUUUCACAGUAAUGAAAUUGACAAGCUUAACCACGUGGUAAAGACUGCUAACUACAUUGCCAACAACAUUAAAUGUCGCGAAUCUACUCAAGAAUCCAUGACUACUAACCUGACCUACGAACGAAACGAAGCCGAUGCUAAAACCCUCACAGUCAGAGACGAGGCCAGGUACGGUGGGCGAUUGUCGUACGGUUCGGCCGCGUCGGGCGAAGUAGAGAUUCAGACCACCAACCAACUUGACGCCAACCCCGUGACCGAUCUGAAGGCUCACGACCUUUGCAUUUCCAUUUCGCGCACUUCCGAACCUCUCGUACUAUCAACCCCACAGGCCACACUCGAGCAGUGUGCCAUUUCCAGUACUUACUCUAAACCCGACUCGAGUGACUUCUUGCAUCUGUCGCUUGCCAUUCCACGCUCACCCGACGCUCCGAUGCCUUCGCUCCGUUCCAAGGAAUCGGAGCAACACUUUGAGCACUUUAAUUGCCAAUAUCAACGUGAUCAAGCUAACGCCGAUUUUACAGAGACCCGAUGGAUUCCGCGAGAAGGCGGGCACUUGUCCCACGCUACGAAGGCUUCACAAGAAUCGCAACAUAUGUGUGAAGCCGACCUCACCAACCCAAGACUCACGACCUUGUCAGAAGGCUUGACUAUCGUGAUCAAACGAGAACCAGAUCAACAUCCUCGGCUGGAUUCGAAGGCUUCAGAAAGUCAUGAAGCCAGCAAUACUAGUGUGCUACAAAGAAGUGAAGCCAGAGAAAUCUUCCAGCUCAAACUGGUAGCUCCACGAACUUGGGAUCAGACUCCAAGUGUCAAGGUUACUGAAUCUAAGGAAGUCGAACAUCUUAACAACGUCCAACUCACUCGACCCGAAGCCUAUCAGACCAUCGACCACACCAAGUACGAAGCUCGGUACGGUGGCCAAUUCUCACUUAACACUAACCGUGCCCAAAGCAAGGAAAUCGAAUGCAGUGCAUUCCUACAACGCAUUCCGGCCAUUGACCAGGCCAGUCUGAGCAUCAAGACUCCACGCAACGAGCCACCCGUCCUCAUGAUUGGCAAACACUCACAGUCAGCUGAAGUACUGUUCACGGCCGACAUCUCAUCUCAAAAAGCAUUCCAACUCCAAGCAGCUGUAGCGCUAAAGACCUCCAACGACAAUGAGCCCAUCAAACACAAGGUUACAGAGGCUGGCAAUGUUAACACAACCACAAACAUCUCGCUACAAGCCGGAGGUCAAGCCGAAGAUGAAGUUGAACAUACUCGAGAUAUGCCAGGCUAUGGAGGUUCGUACAACAUUUCUUGCAAGGCAGCUGGCGAAGCCCAAGGCGGUGAUAACAACAUCAACCUGAACCGACCAGAAGCCAAGGAAGAACAGCGAGUUGUGAUCAAGAUUGCUGGUGAAUAUCAGCCCCAGAGACUGGACUUGUUGGCGGCGGCGGACGAGCGGACGGCACUCCAAACCGACCUUAACCGGCCCGCGGCCCACGAAUCGCACAGUUUGAUUGCCGUGGAGAAAAUUCUCGAAAAAGUGUAUUUGCACGCGUACGAAAGCGGCGCCGAACUGGUCGAGCUCACGCAGACCGAGGUUCGGCAGCGUGUGGCCGACCUUCAGGCCGAAGGUGUGCCGGCACGUGCUGCUCGAGAAACCUCACCUAUAUCUCUUCGUACAGAAUACGCUCGUGAGAAUGUGAUUCGUUUGGAUUCGACCCUUCAACCGGCCGAUGACGAUAAGAGGAAGGGAAUGGCUGAGUAUAAUAAUGGAUUGGCAAGGACCGAAGAGCCGUUGGUAUUGAACUGUCAAGCUGUAGAUCAGGUCAAGCUCAGGGUUAAGGAUGCUGAUGAGGAAAAGAAAGAAAAGAGGUAGGAUUCUGAAUCUUUUUGACCUAUAAUAAUGAUAAAAAUGCACUUUAAAAAUUAUUUUUCUAAUUUAAAAUGAUUAUUUUGUUUUUGUUUGAUUUGGUGGAGGUGUGGAACUAAAUUAACUAAAUUUUAAUUAUUACAGAGUCAGUUUCGCAGCGGAUGUUAAGGAUGCGGAUCACAACUUGGGUCUUGAUAUGUCAAUGUCAGUCGAAGAGCGAAACAAGCCUUCAAUUAUUAAAAAACCGAUCAAGAAGGAACGUGAACAUCGUGGUCGACGACGUGAACUUAAAGCUAAUGAAGCUCCUUCUUUGUAGGUUUAAACUUAAAGUUGCUUAUUAUAAGUUUUAAAAGUAGUAUAACUAACUAACUAUAUGUAGUAUAACCUUUUAGAGCUUGUAAUUUUACGUUAGAAACUAGUUUUAGAAAUUUUAGGUAACAAACAUCAGAAAAAUUGGUGUUUUAGUUUAUUUUUUAGGUUAAAAUAGGUAUAAAACUUAGAUAGAUGGUUGGUAACUUCUUUUUCUGUUAAUUCUUAUAUUAAAAAUUCAUAAAAUCUAUUAAAAACAACAUUUUCUAAACUAAUAUUAUCCAUUUCAGCUCCCCAGUCCGUCGCAACUCCUUGCUGAUGGCCCUGAACAUUGGCAGCCCCCACAACAUGCCCCACUUCAAAGUGUUGGAAGAUAUUGUAAAAGCCAUUAAACAGGUAUCUUUCUUAACCUUCUCCCACUUUUUCUCGUCCUUAGUUCUGUGACAUCUUAUCAUAACAUCGACUCACAUAUUACACUUGUUUCAGGCUGGUCUCGAGUACUCGAAUUUGAUUUUUGGUAUCGAUUACACCCGAUCCAAUUACUAUCAAGGAGACCGAACAUACGAUGGUCGAUCUCUGCAUCAUCUGGACGGAGAACCGAAUCCUUAUCAGCAGGUAAUCGAGAUUGUGGGUAAGACUUUGUCCUCAUUCGACGCCGAUGGCGAGAUCCCGGUGUAUGGAUUUGGUGAUGAAGAGUGCACGGACACGGACUGCUUCAAUAUCAUCGACAGAAAUGACAUGGAUGCGACUUGUAAAGGCUUUGAAGGUAAUGGUUUUUAGAAAUUGGCUUAGAAUUUGAGUUUAAAAUGUCAAAGGGUUAAGUUUUUUCAAAAUUCUCCUUUCCAGAAGUCCUCAAAGUCUACAACAAGGUCACGCCGACCGUUGCCAUGUCUGGACCGACCAACUUCGUACCACUAAUUCAAAAAGCGAUGGAGAUUUGUGUGGAAAAGCAUUCGUAUCACAUCUUGGUGAUUGUGGCUGAUGGCCAAGUGACAAACGAGAAGAUUAAUCAACGAGCGAUUGCUGCCGCUUCUCAUUACCCGUUGUCUAUCAUUAUGUAGGUUUUGAUUUUUUUAAUUUAAUUUUUAGGCUUAUCAUGACUAGAACGGUCAAUAAGAAGUCUGUAAAGGAAUACAAAUGAUUUUUCUAUGAACUUUUUGACCAAAAUAUUGAAACUCAAAAAACGGUAUUUUAGAAAAAAAAAUCAAUUGGCUAUAUUAGUUUGUCCAAAUAAUUCUGUGCCCCUCACAAUUUACUUGAUAAAUAUGUCAUUUUAGGGUUGGUGUUGGUGAUGGACCAUGGGAUAUGAUGACUCGUUUCGAUGAAACUCUGCCAAAGCGGCAGUUCGACAACUUCCACUUUGUCGACUUCCACAAGGUAUGUUCAAGUCGUAUUUUAGUAUUUAUUUUUACCAAACUUUUAUGUUUUUAAAACUUUUUGGGAAAGGGUCCUAUCAGGUGAUAACAGUCUGGAAGAAUGGAGGUCAGAAAAAAUUUCUAAAUUUCCUAAACAAGUUUUAUAAUGUUGUUGUAGGUAAUGUUCAACUCGCCGAACCAAGAAGCCGCAUUCGCGUUGAAUGCCCUGAUGGAGAUCCCCGACCAGUAUAAGGCCAUCAAAGAGCUGGGCCUUCUCAAGAAGACACGCCGCGGUUAA